Molecule: messenger RNA, 1847 nt
Organism: Hemibagrus wyckioides
Lineage: Eukaryota; Metazoa; Chordata; Actinopteri; Siluriformes; Bagridae
Gene: angptl3
Product: angiopoietin-like 3
Exons: 7
Coding region: 102-1499 (465 amino acids)
Biological process (GO): cholesterol homeostasis; phospholipid catabolic process; triglyceride homeostasis
Source: RefSeq, a predicted model, not a curated record
UGCAUUCUGUUGCGCGCACCACAGGGAGAGAGGACAAUCAAGAGAGGCAAGGGAGGGAACUCGAGUAAGAUCAGAUAGCACCGACUAGCUGCAAAGUCAAAAUGAAGCUUGUCUGCUUGUUCUUCCUGGGGAGCAUGUGCACCAUUUACGCUGCUCCUCGUGGACAAACGGUAACAGAGCCGCCGGUUCUUCACAACCCACAACCGACGGAAGCAAAAUCGCGCUUCGCAAUGCUGGACGACGUACGACUGCUGGCUAACGGUCUCCUGCAACUGGGGCAAAGCCUGCGAGAGUUUGUGCACAAGACCAAGGCGCAAAUCAACGAUAUCUUUCAAAAGCUGAACAUCUUUGACCGCUCUUUCUACCAGCUCUCCAUCGUGACCAGUGAAAUCAAAGAGGAGGAAGAGGAACUCAAAAAAACCACCUCGUUCCUCAAGACCAACAACGAAGAAAUCAAGAACAUGUCGCUGGAGAUCAACUCCAAGGUGAACAACAUCCUACAGGAGCGUGUGCAGCUUCAGAGCCAAGUCGGGAACCUGGAGGAAAAGCUGCAAGGCCUGAGCCAAAGUGUAGUGCCCGUAGAACAGCUCCAUGAGAUCGCUGCUCUGAAGGAUGUGAUUGACACUCAAGAGAAAACCAUCAAAGACCUACUGAAAUCUGUAAAAGAACAGCAUGACCAGCUCAACGCGCAGAAAAACAAAAUCAAAAGCCUGGAGGAGAAGGUCAAUUACGAGUCGCUUCAAGACACCACUGAAAAAAUGUCAGAUUCUUUCGAAGGAGCUCCAAACCUUCUCAAAUAUCUGACAAGUAACUCAACCAACACGAGCACUGACGCAAACGAUCUUCCUGCAGACUGCAGUGAAGUGUUCGAUAGAGGCCAGAGGAAGAGUGGAGUAUAUCCGAUCCAACCCAAGCAAUCCGAGCCAUUCGAUGUGUACUGCGACAUCAGCUCGGAAAGAGCAGACACGGUUAUUCAACGGAGAGUGGAUGGUACAGUGGACUUUGAUCAGACCUGGGACAAAUAUGAGCUUGGUUUUGGAAAUCUGGAAAAUGAAUUUUGGCUUGGCUUGGCAAAGAUCUACUCCAUUGCCAGACAGGGAGACUACAUUCUCAGCAUUGAGCUGGAGGACUGGAAGGAUGAGAGAAGAUUCAUUGAGUACAUGUUCACACUGGAAGGUCCCGCAUCUCAUUACACUAUCCAUCUGACUCAUCUGUCUGGAAACCUGCCUGAUGCCAUGAGCAACCACACUGGCAUGAUGUUCUCCACCAAAGAUAAGGACAACGACAAUCUCGAUGAGUAUAACUGUGCUCGCAACUACUCGGGUGGUUGGUGGUUUAACGCAUGUGGUGGCACCAAUCUCAAUGGGCGUUACACCUGGAUGCGGGUGAGGAACCGUAGUCUACGCAGGAAAGGGAUCUACUGGAGACCUGGCAAGGGGAGCUUUUAUACCCUUAAAUUCACAAAGCUCUCCAUUAGGCCUUCAUCCCAGUUCCAGUGAACCUGACUAGUAUAAGGCGAAUCAUGCUCAGACAGGCAACACUGACUCUGGCCAAUACAAGCUUCCCCUUUCUCCUGAACUCAGUCCAAAGGUGCUGAAGCAUGUCAUUCAAGCAUGGUGCAACAGGAACAGUUCAUCAACCUGACCUCAGGUGUCAAAUGUACAGAUGUUGCAUGUGCAGUCUUGCUGCAGCUUUUUACUUUUUGAAUUGUUUAGAAAAUUGCUUGUAGAAUGCAAACAGAACUGAACACACUUCAGGAGUAUUAAUAGUGAAAUAGUUUAUGCUUAUUAUACCCAAUUUUGUAAACUCUAUCUUUGCAACUAAUAUAUAUAUAUAUAUAUAUAUAU